Bradysia coprophila is the source of this 842-nucleotide messenger RNA. RefSeq lists its product as uncharacterized. The record is from RefSeq and is a predicted model, not a curated record. Lineage: Eukaryota; Metazoa; Arthropoda; Insecta; Diptera; Sciaridae.
ACCAAUUUGGUUCCAAUUACGGCGUAAAAAUAGGUUAAAAUUUUAUUGCGAAUUGAAUUUUAAAUUUUAUUAAAAAUGAUUCUCAAAGUGCUGAUAUUCUGUGCUACGUUCGUAGUUGGAUCAUUCGCCUCCUGCGGAUGUGCUCCAAAGAGUCCACCGCUAAGAGAUUUGUACGAAAUUGUUCAAGACUUCCCCACAGUCAACUUCUGCAAUCGUACAUUCAAUUCCAAUUGGUGGGUAGGUCCCGGAAAUGUGAGAAAGGUGACAUUUAACGGUCCAAUAAAUGAGCACGAAACAGCUCGGGAAUUGUGCAAGUGUUUCUAUGAUUUAAUAAAUCAAAAAACCUGGCUCAACGGUGCCGAAAAAAAAUGCUACCAUUAUCAGUGUAACAACACGGUUACGUUAGAAUUCAGCGGACAACCGGAUCCAACAUACAAUCCAUAUUCUAAGCUCACAUUAGAUCGACCAUUAAAAAAAUUGAAGGUAAUUGCCGAGCAAUUCAAGGACAAAACCCAAAUGUUUGGAGUGAACUGCCGAAGCCACUGGUUAACAGAUAAAUGUAAUUGUACGCAUGUCAUGAUUCAGUGUCCGAUAGACUGUGGAACUGAUGCAACGAAAUUUUGCCACAGAAUAAUUGAUUAUUUCAAUCAAAAAACGGACAACGGUAAAGGUUGGUUGCAAAAUUCCAUCACGCAUUGCAAUACCCGUGGCAAGGUUUUAGAAGUUGAGUUUAUCGGUAAAACUGAAGAGGGAGUAGUUUCCACAGCACCUAGGUAUUACCGAUAUGAGAAAAGUGUCACCUCAAGCCUCGUAGUUCGUGAGCAUUAGUUGACGAAACUACA